AUGUCACACACCGUCACGCCUCUUCGUGGUGAUUUCAUAAAAGAUGCUGAAGAAAAUAUUAGACCCCACACGCUGCCCUUGCCAGGCAAGAAGGUUCUCACUCAGCUCAAUCGCUACGCUUCAGACUUCGUGGACCGUCGAUGCAGUGGCUUGCAGACAUUCCUUCGCAAAUCAGCCAGCCACCCCGUACUCUCCGGGGACAAUGACUUGGUGGCCUUCUUGACUUUGCCACAUGCACCUUUCCAAAUGUACAUGCAAUGGAAUUCCCUCGAUUCAUCAAUCCUCUCGCUCGUCGGUCUCAGGACACCAGCAACUCCGAGCCCUCCACAAAACCAACGUCUGUUGGCAAAUGCAUCAACGGACGAUAGAGUUGAGACUCCUGUCGAUCCAUUGAGUGUUGGAGGAAGAGGAAGCCACUUGGCUCGCGUUUCGGGCUCGACUGUCAGUGGUCGCAGUUCACAAAGCAUUCUUCAAGCCUCUGAAGUGUUUACCCGUUACCAAAGCGAGCCCAAAAGCCCGACGUUUGACUCACCUUGCCUCGAUGUGGACAUGAUCGCACGUGCAUUUUCAUGUUUCGUGGAUGACGCUGCAGAGUAA
This is a messenger RNA of Mesocestoides corti, 597 nucleotides long. The record is from the annotation of a GenBank genome assembly. NCBI's taxonomy places the organism in Eukaryota, Metazoa, Platyhelminthes, Cestoda, Cyclophyllidea, Mesocestoididae.